GUGGUACGCCUCUGCAAAAUUCUUCCAUACUUUCAAUUUAUGAAAAACGCGAGUUCAUGUUAACUUCAAACCCUAACCCUAGGGCAAAAAGAAACACGUUUGGUAUCAGUAUAAACCUUGAGCAAGAAUACUUAGGAGGGCUACAAUGUUUUUUUUAAUUUGAAUCCCCGGAGCAAAUUCAAUAUCUCUAAUAACUGUACAAAGAAAAUACAGUUUGUAUUUAGAUAAACCCUAAACCCCAAUGCCUUGAAUGGUGAUCGUAGAAAAGGCGAUAGAAUUUGUAUUUGUAUAAAUCUUUACAUCCAGGGGAACCCUAGGGAAAAUACAUUGUCUUGAUUAUUAUUUUAGCUUGGAUGGAUGUUGGCGAAGUUGGGUGUAAGUCCUGGAUGAAUUUGAUAGCAUGGUGCGUCCUUUGCUGAAGGACAGCUGAGUGGCAUUCUGUCCACCCCCUUCUUCUGAAUAAAGGCAUUUGGUAUCAUUUAAUCUGCUAUCAAAUUUGAGGGAGUCUGUUUCGAUAUGAAAAGUCGAGAAAGUUUGAAAAUAAAGCCUUUGAUGAAAUAUGAUAUUCACAUAUAUGAGAAGUCCUGAACUGUCAAUUCUGUAGUGGUAUCAAGGAAGGCGAUACAACAAUUUUAAUUUUCUGUACUCUAUGCAAAUGUCUAUGCUGCUGCUGCACUGUCAAUGUUGUAAUGGCAUUAAAGAAGGUGAUGCAAAUCUUUUCGUUUGCAAUUCAAAACGUGAAUGUUUCUGCUGCUUCAGCUGCAGCAGAUUGCAAAUACAUUCUUAAUUCUGUAACUAUCGUCAGUGAUGAAUAUGUGAGGAAUCCAUUGAUGCAUGAUACUUGGCAUUGCCAGAAACGAUUUAUGAAAAGCCGAAGGGUGCGGGAUAGGAGUAAGAAAAAGAAAGAAGCUGCUUUUGAGAAGGUGAUGAAAAGACAAGGACCACUUUCAAGGGUAUUAAUGCUUAUGGAGAUUUUGAAGUGUGAGCCAGAGCAAGUCAUGACAUUGAAUAACCUUGCAUUUUAUAGACGUCGCCUUAAUAUCACUAGCAGUGACAGGAUUCCUUUGUUUUUAAGAAGAUAUCCCAAGAUAUUCGAGUUAUACACUGACAGACGUGGGGCUACAUGGUGUGGGUUUACUGCAGAAGCUGAGUCAUUACUUGAGGAAGAAAGGAGGCUCAAGAAAGAGUAUGAAAGCACAGCAGUUAAUUACAUUAGAAGGUUCUUGAUGAUGUCUGUGGAUAAAACCCUACCAAUUGAUAAGUUAGUCCAUUUUAAGCGGGACUUUGGUCUACCAGAUGAUUUUAGGAAUGAUUGGAUUUAUGAGUUUCCAAAUUUUUUCAGAGUGGUUAAGAAAGAUGACAAUGUCCUGUACCUGAAGCUUACAUCAUGGGAUCCUGCCUUGGCUUUCACAGAGUUGGAGAGGAAAUUAAAUGAAAAUACAGAGGAGCUUGAUGUUCAUAGAAAAGGAAAUUUAUCUCCAGGUUUGUUGACCGUACCCUUUCCACUCAGGUGGCCCUCACAUUACCCAAGGCGUAAGAUACCUGAUACAACAAUCCAGAUUUUCCAGGAAUUGCCAUAUUUAUCUCCUUACGCAGAUCCUAGUGACUUGGUCCCUGGAUCCAAAGAGUUUGAAAAGCGAGCUGUUGCUGUUUUGCAUGAGAUUCUAAGUUUUACUUUAGAGAAGAGGUUGAUUGCAGACCAUCUUACACAUUUUCAUAAGGAGUUUAGGUUGCCUCAGAAGUUAAUGAGACUUCUUCUUCGGUAUUUUGGAAUCUUCUAUGUCUCAGAGAAGGGGAAGAGAUUUCAUGUGUUUUUGACAACUGCAUAUAAAGGUUCUGAACUUAUCGAGAAGAGUCCACUUGUACUAUGGAAGGAGAAGGUUGAAAAGCUAAUGGGUGAGAGGAGGAGGCAGAGAGUUAAAGUAGCUUAUAUUAAUAUGGAUGAUGAUGAAGCUACAAACGGUGCUGAGCUUGAUCUUGGAAGUGAUUAUGACAAGGAAGAGACCGUUUACAUGGGAAAAUGCUCAGGUGGCUGUGUCAAUGUCAAGGAGGAGGAUGGAAAUUUAGCAGUUGAUACAGAAGACAUCAUUGAGAAACAAACAAUAACAGUGGAUGAUAAAAUGGACGUACAGGAAAUUAUCAGAGCCUAUGAAAGAUGAGCAUUCCUUCUUCUUUGACUUUUGCAUGCUACAUUUGUGCCUUCCCAAAUUUAUUAUGUUUUUCAGCUAUAGAGAUGUGUAACUGGAGCUGGUUGGAUGACUAUGCUUUUCUAUUUCUCAAAAGUUGUCUACAUUCACAUAGUUUGAUUCAAUGUAUACUUCUUUAUCUGUA
Molecule: messenger RNA, 2331 nt
Organism: Cryptomeria japonica (Japanese cedar)
Lineage: Eukaryota; Viridiplantae; Streptophyta; Pinopsida; Cupressales; Cupressaceae
Product: protein WHAT'S THIS FACTOR 1 homolog, chloroplastic
Exons: 1
Coding region: 690-2159 (489 amino acids)
Molecular function (GO): RNA binding
Source: RefSeq, a predicted model, not a curated record